CUGGCAGAAGAAGCGGAAGCAGCUGGGGGCACCUGGCAUGGGGCAGCGGGGGCCUGAGCCCCAGAUCUCCGAUGACAAGGAACCCUGCACAAAGCGGGUGAAACCCGUCGCCAAGACCCUGUCGGGCUCAGGGGCCCCCUCGGCCAAGGUGACACCCCUGAAACGCCUGAGCCAGUCGAUCCAGAGGUCCAUCAGCUUCAAGACAGAGCCCCGCCCCCCUGGCUACGUCCCGCCCUCCCGGACCGGGGGCUGCCGGCGCCGCAGCAGCAAACUCUGGAGCGAGACUUUCGACCGGGUCAGUGAGGAGCUUUCGGCCCACGAGGUGAAACGCCAGGAGCCUUUCUGUGACCAGCUGCCAAUAAACGUGUGA
Messenger RNA from Chelonoidis abingdonii (Abingdon island giant tortoise), 370 nucleotides. The record is from RefSeq and is a predicted model, not a curated record. NCBI's taxonomy places the organism in Eukaryota, Metazoa, Chordata, Testudines, Testudinidae.